Messenger RNA from Physeter macrocephalus (sperm whale), 1149 nucleotides. RefSeq names its product zinc finger MYND domain-containing protein 15-like. Gene Ontology annotation, molecular function: histone deacetylase binding. The record is from RefSeq and is a predicted model, not a curated record. Bases 1 to 1149 code for a protein of 382 amino acids. Lineage: Eukaryota; Metazoa; Chordata; Mammalia; Artiodactyla; Physeteridae. The transcript is spliced from 5 exons. Gene Ontology annotation, biological process: negative regulation of DNA-templated transcription.
AUGGAGUUUGUGUCUGGAUACCGGGAUGAGUUCCUUGAUUUCGCUGCCCUCCUCUUUGGCUGGUUCCGCAAGUUCGUGGCAGAGCGCGGGGCCGUGGGGACCAGCCUUGAGGGUUGCUGGCGGCAGCUGGAGGCUCAGAUCAGGAGGCUGCCCCAGGACCGCGCCCUCUGGGUGCUCCACGUCUUGCCCAACCGCAGUGUGGGCAUCAGCCUGGGGCAAGCGGCAGAGCCAGGCCCUGCACCAGGCCUGGGGGCUGCCCGGCUCCUGGGAGACGAGCCCCCACUCCGCCUGCGGGACCUAAGCCCCUAUGUCAGCUUUGUCAGCCUGGAGGAAGGCGAGGAGGAGGAGGAAGAGGAAGAAGAGAAUGGAGAGGAGGAGGGUGCAGGCACCGAGAAAGCAGAAACAGAGGAGGAUGGGGAGCCAGCCCCUACCAGCAGGGAGUCCCCAAAGGAAGCAAACCCCCCAGGGGAGGCCAAGCAGGAGGCAGGAGGUGGCGAGGUUGGCUGCCAAGAGGACAGGGCGGAGGACGAACCAGGGCCUGAGAGGAGGAAGGGACAGAGAAACGCGGCCCCCCUGCACCUUUCCUGCCUCCUACUGGUGACGGAUGAACACGGCACCAUCUUGGGCAUUGACCUGCUGAUGGAUGGAGGGCAGGGGAGUGCAGGCAGGGGCUCAGGGACACAGAACCUGGCUCCUCGGGCCUAUGCUCUCCUCUGCCACAGCAUGGCCUGCCCCAUGGGCUCUGGAGGCCCCCGAAAGCCCCGAAAGCUUACCGUGGGAGACGCCCAGCUGCAUCGGGAGCUGGAGAAUCUGGUCCCAAGGCUGAGAGUGAAGCUAGCCAAGACCCCGAUGCGGACAUGGGGUCCCCGGCCCGGCUUCACCUUUGCCUCCCUUCGGGCUCGAACCUGCCAUGUUUGUCACAGGCAUAGCUUUGAAGUGAAGCUAACCCCCUGCCCCCAGUGUGGCGCUGUCUUGUACUGCGGAGAGGCUUGUCUGCAGGCUGACUGGAAGCGAUGCCCAGAUGAUGUGAGCCACCGAUUUUGGUGCCCAAGGCUUGCAGCCUUCAUGGAGCGGGCCGGAGAACUGGCAACUCUGCCUUUUACCUACACCGCAGGUGCCUGGGAACAGGGUCCUGGGCUUGAAGGCUAA